AUGUUACUUCGUGGAAUUAGACCAAUUCGCUCCAAAGCCACGGGUUUGCCGUUACAACCGUUCAUUGCUUUGAAUACUCGAAGAUUUAAUAGCACAAAACUGAAGCCACAGAAUAGCAAGCCUGCUCUCGAUCCCAAAAAUGCAGUUCAGGUAUCCAAGGAAGUGGUAAAGCUGCCAUUAUGGACAAGAGUAAAAAAGGAACUUCAUCACUACUGGGAUGGUACCAAGUUAUUGGGACUAGAAAUCAAAAUAUCGUCCAGACUUCUUAUAAAGAUGUCUGGUGGUUAUGCUCUGACACGUAGAGAAAUGAUUCAACUGAAGAGAACUACUCAAGAUAUUGUAAGGUUGGUUCCCUUUGCAGCAUUCAUUCUUAUUCCGUUUGCUGAGUUACUGCUUCCAGUGGCUUUAAAAUUGUUCCCAAAUUUACUACCUUCUACUUACGAAUCGAAAAAGGAUAAGGAAUCAAAGAUUGCAAGUUUGAAAAAGACUAGAGAGGUGAUGUCUGGUAUCAUUAAGGAGAAUAAAGUUCAUUUCAAGCCGAAUGACAUAACGGAUGAACAAAAGGCUGUUUUCAAUAGCUUUUAUAAACACGUACGUGAAACAGGUGAACCAGAAUCUAGGGAACAGUUAAUUACAGUUGCCAAGUUAUUUACUGAUGAUACUGUACUAGAUAAUCUUACCAGACCUUACUUAGUUGCGAUGGCCAAAUAUAUGAACUUGCAACCCUUUGGUACGGAUGUUAUGUUACGUUAUCGUAUCAGAUAUAAGAUGUUAGAUUUGAAGAAAGAUGAUUUAUCGAUAUAUUAUGAAGAUGCAGAACAAUUAGAAUCCACUGAAUUGCGUAGUGCGGCUGCAUCUAGAGGUAUCAGAAUUUCCAAUGUUACUGAUGAGAGGUUAAGAUCUAAUUUGAGAAUUUGGUUAAAUAUGAGGUUAAAGGAUAAGAUUCCUUCCACGUUAUUGAUUAUGGCGACUGCCUAUAAUUUUGGUGAUGUCAAUUCCAAGAAGUCAUUAUAUGAUGCUCUUUGUGAUGUCUUAAGUGGUAUUCCAGAUGAAUUAUAUCACGAAGUUAAGGUCAAUGUGGUGAAGGAAGCAGACGUUACACCCAAGCAGAAGCUUGUUCAACUGAAGGAACAAGUGGAGAUUAUGCAAGAAGAGGAACAACAAGAAGAAGGUGCAAUUGUUAGAGUAAAAGACGAGCUAAGUCUAGAUGAUUUGGAUAAGAAACACCAAGAACAAGUAGAAACGGUGCAAACGAAACCAGAAGACAACAAAGCUGACAUUAAAACAAAAACUCAAGAUAUUACUGAGGAAAAAUCUAAAAAGAACAUGUAA
This is a messenger RNA of Naumovozyma castellii, 1332 nucleotides long. It is a transcript of the gene YLH47, whose product is annotated as Ylh47p. The coding region runs from base 1 to 1332 and encodes 443 amino acids. The record is from RefSeq and is a predicted model, not a curated record. NCBI's taxonomy places the organism in Eukaryota, Fungi, Ascomycota, Saccharomycetes, Saccharomycetales, Saccharomycetaceae. The transcript has a single exon.